CCCAACCCCUCUUUCUGAUUUCAAGCCCUAGAAACAAACAUCCUUUCAAUUCCAAUCCAUCAAUCAAUCAACAAAAAAAUCAAUCAAAAUGCAGAAUCAAAUUACUCGAAAUUUAUCAACUUUCUUUAAACACGCAACAAGAAAACCACUACUAGUUAACAACAACAACAACUACCGCCAUCGAUCAUACAGUAGUUUAAUCCCGAUGGUCAUUGAGCACUCUGCGCGUGGUGAACGCGCCUACGACAUAUUUUCACGUCUGCUGAAAGAAAGGAUUGUCGUAAUUAACGGUCCCAUUUCCGAUGAUACGUCUCACGUUGUUGUCGCUCAGCUUUUGUUUCUUGAAUCCGAGAAUCCUUCUAAACCUAUUAAUAUGUAUCUUAAUUCCCCUGGUGGUGCUGUCACUGCAGGUCUUGCUAUAUAUGAUACAAUGCAAUAUAUUCGUUCUCCAAUCAAUACCAUAUGUUUAGGUCAGGCUGCAUCAAUGGCUUCUCUGCUCUUGGCUGCUGGUGCAAAGGGUGAAAGGCGUUCUCUUCCCAAUGCCACCAUCAUGAUCCAUCAACCUUCAGGUGGAUAUAGCGGGCAGGCGAAAGAUAUGACUAUCCACACCAAGGAGAUAAUGCGAAUUUGGGAUUCAUUGAAUGCAUUGUAUUCAAAACAUACUGGACAGCCUGUUGCUGUAGUUCAGAAGAAUAUGGAUCGAGACUACUUUAUGACCCCACAUGAGGCGAAAGAGUUUGGUCUGAUUGAUGAAGUCAUAGAUGAAAGACCUGUAGAACUGGUGACGGACGCUGUUGGGAGUGAAGGGAAAGGAAAAGGUUCCGAGUAAAAUGUUAGUGAAUGCAGUGUAGAAAGCAGAUUUUGGGGCCGUUUCUCUCUGUAACUGUAACAGGCAGACUCAUUGAAGAAUUCAGCUAUUCUCAAAAAGCUUAUCUUCAAGUCUUGCCUGUUUUCCUCCUUUUUAAUAUCCUUACAUUGGUUGAUGUUUGACAAUGUUCCCUUACAUCUCUUUGGAUGGGCUCAUAAAAGAAUUCCUUUUCUGGUAUCUUCUAGAGGUUCACAUGACUAUAAUUGUGAACAAAAACAUUGAGUUUAAUAUUUUUGUAGUAAUUUAUACCUUUAAAUUUACAUUGAUACUUUAAUUUCUA
Messenger RNA from Erigeron canadensis, 1148 nucleotides. Its product is annotated as ATP-dependent Clp protease proteolytic subunit 2, mitochondrial-like. Gene Ontology annotation, biological process: protein quality control for misfolded or incompletely synthesized proteins. NCBI's taxonomy places the organism in Eukaryota, Viridiplantae, Streptophyta, Magnoliopsida, Asterales, Asteraceae. The coding region runs from base 89 to 829 and encodes 246 amino acids. Gene Ontology annotation, molecular function: serine-type endopeptidase activity; ATPase binding; ATP-dependent peptidase activity. The record is from RefSeq and is a predicted model, not a curated record. Gene Ontology annotation, cellular component: endopeptidase Clp complex. The transcript has 2 exons.